UUGGUGUUCCUUCCAUUCUCUGCUCAUUCCAUUCAACCCCAUUUGAGAUACAGCAAUGGCAGAAGAUUUAGAAUCAGUGGGAGUUGUAUCAGAGAGGGGUAGAUCGUGGAAAGCUCAUACGAGCAUGACACUGUCGAUGGCAUUCUAUGGUGGCUACCAUGUAAUCACAAAAGUGGCCCUUAAUGAUGGGGUCAACCAACUAGUUUUCUGCUUCUACAGGGAUUUCCUUGCCUUCACUAUUCUUGCUACUCUCGCUUUUUUUCUUGAAAGGCAUGAUCUUUUUCCCCUUCUCCUUCAACUGUUACUGAUUAUGCUGUGUUGGGAGAUAAAGAAUCCGAUUGGCAUGUUAUGAGAGAGUGUAAAACUUUUCUCCACAAUCUCAAAAUAAAUUGAUUUUCAUUUUCUUAUAGAAAGUAUUUGAAGAAACAGGGUUCGGAAAUUUCUGAUUUGUUAACUGUGUAAAAAUUCCUUACACUGAGAGGACAGUUAACAAUAAAAGUGUUUUUUUUUUUUUUUUUACCUUUUUACCUUCACAUUUAGACAUGAAUAAUUGCUCGUUGGCAUCUUGACUCAACUUUUACUGAUUGAUAGAAAUUUGGACAAUUUUUUAGAAUUCUUUGUACCUUAAACACCUUUGCACCUUCGUUCAUGUUCUGAUUUUCGCAGUAGCAUGUUGGUAAUUGUUAAAGAUGUAUUGUAUGUUUUUAUCCAAAGGGCUAGGCUUUUGGAAAUAGUUGAUUCAUGAAUACUACUUAUUGGAGCAAUUAUGACCAAAGGGUUUAUGACGAACUAGACCACCCCUUACCAAGAAGCUAUUGAUGUCAUUCUUAAUUCUUGGAUUCACCGGGGUAUUUGGCAACCAGCUUUUGUUUCUUCUUGGUUUAAGUUAUACUAAUCCAACUUAUGCUGCUGCUGUACAGCCAACAAUUCCAGUGUUUACAUUUAUGUUUACUCUGAUGAUGGGCAUAGAAAAACUGAACUUGCUCAGAUAUGAAGGUUGGGCAAAGGCUGGAGGAACUCUUAUCUGUGUUUCAGGAGCCAUAUUUAUGGUUUUCUAUCGUGGUCCAGCUGUGAUAGGGGGUAACGAAAUGGAUCAAGUUACACAAAUUAAACCAAGUGGCAACAGUUCUCGUUUUGCUAUUGAUAUUGGAUUAGAUAGCUUUCAGCUUGGGGUUGUGUUCUUGAUAGGGAACUGCAUCUGCAUGGCUGCUUAUCUAGCCCUUCAGGCACCAUUAUUGAAAAAGUAUCCUGCAAAUCUAUCUGUCACGGCAUAUUCAUUCUUCUUUGGAGUUGCACUGUUGGUGAUUGCAUCAUUUUUCAUGGUUAACGAGUCAACUGAAUGGAUUUUGACACGAUCAGAGAUACUAGCUGUUGCAUAUGCUGGAACUAUUGCAUCUGCUCUUAACUAUGGAAUCAUUUCAUGGAGCACUAAGAUCUUGGGGCCAGCUUUGGUUUCCCUAUACAAUCCUCUUCAACCUGCAUUUUCUGCAAUCCUUUCCCAAAUUUUCCUUGGCACUCCAAUUUACCUGGGAAGCAUCAUAGGGGGAACUUUCAUCGUUACUGGUCUAUAUUUAGUUACUUGGGCAUCUUAUAGAGAAAAACAAGAAACUUAUGAUGGAGUUACUCCAAAUGGCUCUUGGAUCUCUGAACCACUUCUUCAUGAAAAAGGUGAAUGCCAGAGUGGUCACACUCAGGGUCCUCCAGCGUAAACAUCAAAGCCAAACUCAGCAAAUUCAUUAUUCAUCAGCAAUGCUUUGUGGAAAGUUUUCUCAUGAUUCUUGAAUUUGUUUUUGUUAUCCUUUUAAAUGGUAUGCUUGUUUUUUAUAUAGUAAAUGUGAAAUGUUGUUUGAGGACAAACUGUGAAUGUGAAAUGUAAUAUGAUGUUUAUAUCUUCCCAAUUUCUAUGUCCUGUUAAAUUUAA
This is a messenger RNA of Vigna unguiculata (cowpea), 1921 nucleotides long. RefSeq names its product WAT1-related protein At4g19185-like. NCBI's taxonomy places the organism in Eukaryota, Viridiplantae, Streptophyta, Magnoliopsida, Fabales, Fabaceae. Gene Ontology annotation, cellular component: membrane. The record is from RefSeq and is a predicted model, not a curated record. Gene Ontology annotation, molecular function: transmembrane transporter activity.